AUGAACUUACGGGUACUCGGGCUCUUGUUAGCGCUGCUAGGCGCCGUUGCGGCACUGUCAGCGCAGGGUAGCAAGCUCCUGGUUGUGCUUGAGGACGAGGCGGAGAAGAGCAAGUACUCACAAUUCUGGGCAAGCCUCGAAGAUCGAGGAUUUCAGGUAACAUACAAAUCGCCUAAGGAUAGCUCAUUGUCGCUAUUCGCAUAUGGCGAGCCAGCGUACUCCCAUCUUCUUGUCCUUCCGACAAAAGCCAAAGGCCUUGGACCGAACCUCACGCCAAACCUCAUUGUAGACUUCAUCAACGCUGGAUCGAACAUACUGUUGGCACUCUCCGCUCAGCUGUCUGUUCCCAGCGCAGUCAGCAGUCUCCUCCUGGAGCUGGACAUCACUCUUCCUCCGGAUAGGAAUAGCUUGAUCGUGGACCAUUUCAAUUACGACACUCAGAGCGCGAAUGAGCAACAUGACGUCCUGCUCCUACCCAGCCCACAAGCGAGUCGGAAGGACGUCAAGAACUACUUCUCCGUCGAUGGACUGAUCGCUUUCCCACAUACUGUCGGUCAAGUGCUCGGAAAUGCUUCACCGCUUCUAUCACCGGUCGUGAAAGCACCAAGUACAGCAUACAUCUACAACCCGAAGGAGGAGUUCGAAAGCUUGGAAGACGUCUUCGCGACUGGCUCGCAAAUCAACAUUGUUUCAGCGUUUCAAGCCCGUAAUAGCGCUCGCUUCACCGUUCUCGGCAGUGUGGAAGCUUUGGAAGACAAGUGGUUCGAUGCCUCAGUCCAGCUACCCGGAGCUGGCAAGAAGAGCGAGAAGACGGCCAACAAGGCUUUCGCGCAGAAGCUCAGUGCCUGGACGUUCAAGGAGCUGGGUGUGCUGAGAGUUGGCAGCGUCUCUCACUACCUCAAUGAAGGUAGCCAGAAAGGUGUCAGUAAUACUACUGCCGUGGGCGCAGCUCUUGACAUCAAUCCGACCAUCUACCGCAUCAAGAACGACGUACACUACUCGAUCGAGAUGUCCGAAUGGGAGAAUGACCACUGGGCGCCAUUCACACCCGCAGCAGGCGAUGCACUCCAGCUCGAGUUCAGCAUGCUGUCUCCUUUCUGGCGUCUGGACCUUCAGCCAACCGCACAAACCGCCAACUCAUCCAUCUACUCGGCAGAGUUCAAGCUGCCGGACCAGCAUGGCAUCUUCAACUUCUUCGUCGAGUACCGGAGACCAUUCCUCACCAGCGUGGAAGAGAAGCGCACAGUGACUGUGCGGCACUUUGCGCACGACGAGUGGCCGCGGUCAUUCGUGAUCAGUGGCGCUUACCCCUGGAUAGGUGGCAUUUGGGUGACGGUCAUUGGGUGGGUGAUCUUUGUGGCGGUCUGGUUGUACAGUAAGCCGGCGCAGCCUAAGAGGCAGCUCAAAGCUGGGAACGUAAAGCGGUGA
Baudoinia panamericana UAMH 10762 is the source of this 1428-nucleotide messenger RNA. RefSeq lists its product as uncharacterized. The record is from RefSeq and is a predicted model, not a curated record. The transcript is spliced from 2 exons. The coding region runs from base 1 to 1428 and encodes 475 amino acids. Gene Ontology annotation, cellular component: oligosaccharyltransferase complex; endoplasmic reticulum membrane. NCBI's taxonomy places the organism in Eukaryota, Fungi, Ascomycota, Dothideomycetes, Mycosphaerellales, Teratosphaeriaceae.